Messenger RNA from Peronospora belbahrii, 507 nucleotides. The record is from the annotation of a GenBank genome assembly. NCBI's taxonomy places the organism in Eukaryota, Oomycota, Peronosporomycetes, Peronosporales, Peronosporaceae.
AUGGAACCGCUCGACGUUGCUGCGCUCGGCGUCGUGUUCUUCUCGUUUAUUGGUGUCUUACUACUCCACAUCUACCGGAAUUUGUCUACUGCCAUUGAUACUGUCAGUGCUGAUGACGAGAUACUUGGAUCGAUGGACGUGAACAUCAUGACCGACCACGAUGAGCAGGACUCGCUACUGCCAAAGUUUGCCGGUCUGCUGCUAUCUCCUUGGCACAGCGUGACUACUGAAAAGAAGAAAGAGACCAAGAUGAUGCAGUCAGCUGAGAAGAAACGAUGUGCUAUUUUGCUGACCAUGCCGCUGCGUAUUGGUAAGAAGAUGGAGAAGAAUCCUGCUGAAGUGCCAAUGAAGAAGGUUCAUGUGCCUUAUUUCUUUCCGCUGCUGGACGAGACCGCAGAGUGGUGGAAGAUGCAUCAAUUUACUACUGAGGAGAUGCAGACACUAGAGCUAGGAGCCAUGGAAUUGCUGCAGUUGGAACAGUCGCCUCAAUUUGUGGCAGCAACGUAG